UGCUGAGCCCUGAUUGGCUGAAACAGCUGCAGCUCCACUCCACCUCCUGAUUGGCCCAGACUUUGCAGGCUCAUGCUGCUCCCUGAUUGGUCGAGACGGCUGCAGCCUGAUUUCCAAAAGAGCUGCAUUUCCUAUCGGCCUCCUGAUUGGCCAGCUUCAGCCUACUUCCUGAUUGGUUGAAAAAGCUGCAGCCAGGCGCCUCACCGUGAUUGGUCGGAAAUGCCUCAUGUCAAUCCGCCUCCUGGUUGGCAGCACACACAGCGCUGCAAUCUGCAUUCUGAUUGGCCGAAAAAGGUGGCUUUUUCAAUCCGCCUUCUGAUUGGUCGAAGGCUCGCGGGUUUCAGGCCGUUUCCCGCCUGGCCGGGCGGGGCUUCCCGGCCAUGUUCCGGGGUGCCGCGCAUGCGCAGUCGCACGGGCCGGGCGGGUCGUUUGGCGGGAGCGAUGGCGGCCGCGGCCGGCGGCGACUCGGACGGCGAUAGCGAGGAGCUGGUGCUCACCCCAGCGCAGCUGAUCCACAGCCUAGAGCAGGUGCCGUGGGCUACAGCGACGGCCUCGGGCAGGGGGAAGCGGGGGUUGCUGAGCGUUGGGCGCACUGGAGCAGACGCCGAGGCCUGGCUGAAUGAGAAAUUUGCUCCAGAACUGCUAGAGAGUAAACCUGAAGUCAUCGAGUGUGUAGUGGAGCAGCUGGACCAUAUGGAAGCAAACCUGAAACGGGCAAAGAGAGGAGACCUGAGGGUCAGUGUUCACCACAUGGAGAUCGAAAGGAUCCGCUAUGUGCUCAGCAGCUACUUGAGGUGUCGGCUGGUGAAGAUAGAGAAGUUUUUUCCCCACAUCCUGGAGAAGGAGAAGUCUCGAGCUGAAGGGGAGCCCUCCAUUUUAUCACCAGAGGAGUUUGCUUUUGCUAAAGAGUAUAUGGCAAACACAGAGGCUUACCUGAAAAAUGUGGCCCUAAAACACAUGCCACCUAACCUGCAGAAAGUGUCUCUCCUAAAGUCAGUUCCAAAGCCCAACCUGGACUCCUUUGUGUUUCUGAGGGUGCUGGAGCGGCAGGAGAACAUCCUGGUGGAGCCAGAGACAGAUGAGCAGAGGGAAUAUGCCAUCAACCUGGAGGAGGGAUCACAGCACCUGAUGCGCUACAGAACCGUGGCCCCUCUGGUGGCCUCAGGAGCCGUGCAGCUCAUCUGAGGGGAGAGAGUGCCUUUGGUGUAGCUCAUCUCUGGAGCUCGGCAGCUGGCGCGUGGCCGUGUCUUCACAGGCUAGGAGAGUGGAGAUGGCUAGUAGGCUGAGAUCAGGUAGGCUCCAAGUGACAGUCAGUUGUGGCACACCUGAAAAUGCUACCUGCUUUUGUGUCCUUCCAUGACUGAAUACCAGGACGUCUGUGGAACUGCUAACACUGCACCUGUUCUGUCUGUGCUGGGGGAAGAGGUGUCCACAACUUUAUUGAGAAAAUAAUGGUUUUGGCUUGUACUUUUAGACAGGGAAGACACAGCAGUGGAUCCACCUUCAUCUGUGCUGCUGGGAGAGAAUGGGUAGCUUUUCCAGUGUCCAUGGAUUUUGCUGUUAAACUUGGGGUCAAAUAAAUUCCUUGUUCUCUGCUCCUC
This is a messenger RNA of Parus major (Great Tit), 1601 nucleotides long. RefSeq names its product GINS complex subunit 4 (gene GINS4). Bases 220 to 1185 code for a protein of 321 amino acids. Gene Ontology annotation, biological process: DNA-templated DNA replication; double-strand break repair via break-induced replication. The record is from RefSeq and is a predicted model, not a curated record. The transcript is spliced from 8 exons. NCBI's taxonomy places the organism in Eukaryota, Metazoa, Chordata, Aves, Passeriformes, Paridae. Gene Ontology annotation, cellular component: GINS complex.